Molecule: messenger RNA, 1593 nt
Organism: Linepithema humile (Argentine ant)
Lineage: Eukaryota; Metazoa; Arthropoda; Insecta; Hymenoptera; Formicidae
Gene: eIF3j
Product: eukaryotic translation initiation factor 3 subunit j
Cellular component (GO): eukaryotic translation initiation factor 3 complex; cytoplasm
Molecular function (GO): translation initiation factor activity
Source: RefSeq, a predicted model, not a curated record
ACUCUGGCACGCUUCCUUUGGUACAGUAUGGCUCGCAUGAUUCCGGUUGUAUUUCGCGUUUCCACGUUUGUGCGGCAGAUUUUUCGUUUAUCCAUAGGUCCCGCGUUUGAUAAAUAAUCACCGAGAGCCAUGGAUGAAGAAUGGGAUGUAGAAAAUGCCGAUGCGAAAUUCGAUCUCGCGAUGCGGUCGAACAAAUGGGAGGGCGAGGACGAAGAAGAGGAAGUUAAGGACAGUUGGGAAGAUGUAGAAGAGGAAAAAAAGGAUGUAGAGAAACCAGCAGAAGCACCAAAAGCAAAGCCAAAACCUAAAAAAGCACUGGCUGAAAGAAUCGAGGAACGUGAAAAAAAGGCAAGGGAGGAGGCUGAAAGAAAAGCAAAAGAAAAGGAGGAAGCACUAGCACCAGAAGAAAGGCGAGCUGAAUUAUUAAGGCGCCAGAGGUUGCAAGAGGAGGCGGAUUUACGGCUGGCAAUGGAGACUUUUGGUGAUACAGGUGUAACAGGUGUAACAGAAGUACAGAGUGAAUCGCUCGAUGCCAUGGUGCCCGAUACAAAGGAGGAGUUUGAGCAAUUUGGUACAGCACUUUUACAAAAAAUUAAUCAAUUUAAUAAACAUGCGGAGUACCCAACACUUGCGGAAGAGCUUAUAAAAUCCAUCGCUCUUAAUCUAUCAUCAAAUCACUUGAAAAAAGUGAAAACUAUAGUCGACAACUUGCUUAUUGAGAAGCAAAAGAUAGAAAAAGGCGAGAAAGCGAAAAAGAGCAAGGGUAAAGGAAAGGCCAAGCUCAAAAUCGAGGGUGAUAACACCUUAUUGAGUGAAUACGGUGAUUAUGUAUAUGACGAAUAUGAUGAUUUUAUGUAGCGACUUUUCACACAUUCAUACAUUCUAGUCGCCUAAAUACACGCAGAACGUUAAUUUGCAGAUUUAUACAGAGAUUUUAUAUUUGUAUUUUCUGCAUAUUGAAUCGUAACCAAAAUGUACAAUGAUUUAAUCUAUAAUCCAUGGUAUUGUUCAUACACGUAAAAACAGAAUGAAGAAAUAGAAAAGUGAAAGCUAGCAUCAUAAUAUUAUCAGGGCGAGAAUGCUUACAAACAAGCACUUUUCAAUAACUAUUGUGGCAAUAUAGUACUCACACAAUUAUCCAGAACGCUUGUUCUGAGUGUACAUGACUUACAUUGUUGAGUUUUAUCGGAUUUUUAUCCGCGCGUCUACCGUUAUUCAAUUUUUCAGUUAAUAAUUAACAUCAGUACAGAUUCCAACUUAAAAACGUCGCGAAAAACUAUCGUAUGAUAUUCGUACGAUCCUAGUUCAUCAAUUGUGCAUCUAUCGAGGAGGAUAGAGGAGGGUGAAACUACAUUAAUACAUUUUUUGGGUUGUAAUCGUAUCCUCAACUGUUAAAAGAAAAAACUUUCCAGUCUUUAUAUAUAGCUGCAUUAAUUAUGCAGAUCCUGUAAUUGAAUCCUGUAAUUACAUUAUGGAAGUUUUAUAUAACACAGCUUAUAUAUACAUAUGCAUACACACAUACCUUUAUUGAAGAUCGAUUACAAGUUGGUUUUGAAAAGAGUAUAUUCCUAAAUAAAGGUUGAUUAUAAAUUA